AUGCCGGCGCUGAAGUUUCUUCGAGUAACCUCGGCGGUCCCAGGACGCGUCAAGUUUGAGCUAGACAUCCAGAAAGAGCACACAAACCGCCUUAACAUCCUCCACGGCGGCACAAUAGCUAGCAUGGUCGACCUCGGCGGCUCCCUAGCAGUAGCCUCCCGCGGGCUCUUCGCAACAGGCGUAUCCACCGACCUAAACGUAACCUACCUCUCCUCCGGCGGCAAUAUCGGCGACUUGAUCAAGGCCGAAGUAACAUGCGACAAGUUCGGCAAAACACUCGCUUUCACGUCCAUCAACUUCAGCAACAACAAGGGAGAGGUCUUCGCACGGGGAAGCCACACCAAAUACGUUGCGUUGGCUUGGAAAGACCCCAACAACAUCGUCGAAGAGCUUUCGCCCAAGCCGGAGAAGAAAGAGUAG
Messenger RNA from Alternaria arbusti, 420 nucleotides. RefSeq lists its product as uncharacterized. NCBI's taxonomy places the organism in Eukaryota, Fungi, Ascomycota, Dothideomycetes, Pleosporales, Pleosporaceae. Bases 1 to 420 code for a protein of 139 amino acids. The record is from RefSeq and is a predicted model, not a curated record. The transcript is spliced from 5 exons. Gene Ontology annotation, molecular function: fatty acyl-CoA hydrolase activity.